This is a messenger RNA of Dictyostelium discoideum AX4, 2622 nucleotides long. RefSeq lists its product as hypothetical. Gene Ontology annotation, biological process: signal transduction. The record is from RefSeq and is a predicted model, not a curated record. The transcript is spliced from 3 exons. NCBI's taxonomy places the organism in Eukaryota, Evosea, Eumycetozoa, Dictyosteliales, Dictyosteliaceae. Gene Ontology annotation, cellular component: cytoplasm. Bases 1 to 2622 code for a protein of 873 amino acids.
AUGGCAGCACCAAGUAGUAAUUAUCAACUUUAUGGACUUAAAAUUGGAUUUCCUCCAGGUGGAUUAAUGAGAAAUAAACAAAUGAAAUUCAAUGAUUAUGGUAUAACAGUAAAAGAGGCAAUUCAAAUCAUUACAAAUAAACAAGGAAUGCAAAAUCCAGAUUCAUAUACAUUACAAAUUACAUAUUCAGAUGAACCGUCAUCAAUAAAUACAAGUAGUGGAAAUAUUGGUUCAAAUAAUAAUAGUAGUAGUAAUACACCUUUAACAGGUUCAUUAGGUAUGGGACCACCACCACCUUCUGCAUCAAUUGGAGGUGGUGGCGGUGGUGGUGAUAACGGUAUCACCAAUAGUGGUAAUAUUGGAAGUAGUAGUAAUAGUGAUUUAAAAAAGUCAACAUCAUCUGGUAUUGUAAAUGUUAAUAAUAGUAGUAAUGCACCAACUAGAAGAUUAAAAUGGAUGGAUGAUAAUGAAAAGUUAAUCUCUUAUCCAUUGGGUGCACAUGAUGUAGUGAUUGAAUUAAAAAAGAAAUAUCAAUUAAUUAAAGUUUAUGAUGGUAAACAAACUAUGAAUUUAAUUGUAGAUAUUACAAAACCAUUAAGCGAUUUAAUGGAUUUGGUAUCUUGUAAAUUUAAAUUAAGAUCAACAAGUGAUUGUAAAUUAUUUACAUAUGGAAAAGAAAUUAAUUUAAACAGUAAUAUUAAAAAUUUAAAUAUUGAUACAUCAUUACCAUUUAUUUUAAGAGAUAAUAAUGAUCCAAAUUCAUUAUCAUUAGAAUCAAUUCAAUGGGAUAAUGGUAAUGGAUUUUUUGUUGGUGGUAAUGGUGGUAUUGGUGGUAUUGGAAGUGAUGAUGAUGCAGAUGAUAUUAAUAACAAUUUAUCUGUACCAGCCAAAUCAAUCAUUAAUCCAGUUAGAGAAGGUUAUUUAAAGAAACAAGAUAAAAAGAAAUCUUGGAAAACAAGAUACUUUAAAUUAACUGAUAAAUAUUUAUAUUGGUAUAAAUCUCCAACUGCUAUUAAAGCAUCUGGUAUGAUUAUUUGUAAAGAUUAUCAUAUUAAAUUAGCUCCAUCAACUCAUUCAAAAGAAGUUAAAUUAGAAUUUACACCAAAACAUAUGAUUGCAGGUGCAACAACAAUUAUUCAUUAUAUUAAAUUUGAAAAUGAACAAGAAUUAAAACAAUGGACAGUUUUACCAAUUGUAAUAGAGUCAUCAAAUGAUAGUGGAUCAAAUAAUUCAAAUACAAGUGGUGGUAAUCAAUCAAUGAUUGGUAAGAAAGUAUUUGGUGUACCAAUUGAAAAGACAGUUAGUGGUAAUAAUGAAAUACCAGCAGUGGUUUUACAAACUAUUGAUUACAUAGAGAAGAAAGCAAUGGAUAUUGUUGGUAUAUUCCGUUUGAGUGGUUCAGUAUUGACAAUUGAACAGUGGAAAGCAAAAUAUGAUAAGGGUGAAAAGGUUGAUCUCUUUCAAGAGGUUGAUCCUCAUGCUGUAGCUGGUCUUUUGAAAUUGUAUCUCAGAGAGUUACCAGACCCAUUGUUAACCUAUGAAAAGUAUGAUAAUUUCAUUGCAGCUCAAUCAAUUGAUGAUUUCCCAUCAAGAAUUAAAUUAAUUAAACAUUUGGUGAAAUCAUUACCACCGGUAAACUAUGCGGUUCUCUCUUAUUUAAUGGCAUUCGUUGGUAAGGUUGCAACUCAUUCUGCAGCUAAUAAAAUGCAAGUUCAUAAUUUGUCGACUGUGUUUGGUCCAAAUCUAAUCAAAGAUCGUCAAGAUAGUGGUGACUAUGGUAACAAUGUCCAAGUGUUGGUUGAGGAUACACCAAUCAUUAAUGCAUUGGCACUUUCACUCAUUAGAGAUUACCAAUACAUUUUCACCGAUAAAGAAAUACCAGAACAAAAGAUAUUGGCAAAGUCACUCUACGAGUAUGCUGGUAAUGAUGAUGGUACAACCUCUGAGGAUGAUAAGGAUCUUUUGUUCCCAAAGGGUGCAACAAUUAAAGUCACUCAACAAGGUACCGAUGGUUGGUGGACUGGUGAAUAUCAAGGUAAACAAGGUAAAUUCCCAGCUUCCUACGUUGAGUUGUUACCUCAUUCACCUUCAACCUUACUUCGUACAAAAUCAAAUUCAAAUCUUACAAAGAAAAAGAAAUUCAUGUUGGAGAUGGAAUCUACUAAAACUAAAAAUCAAGAGAUCGAUAAAAAUAUCAAACAAUUGGAAAUCACUAAAAAAGAAUUGGAAUCAACCAUAAACGAUUUAGAGAAUGAAAAAGCUGCCCUCGAAAAUGAUCCAACCAUUAAAGCAAUGAUGAAUCUUUUGGCAAAUGCUAAAACCAAUAAAGAUAUCGCUAUGAUUCCAAAGAAUAUCGAUGUACUUUUCCAAAAGUUUGAAGAAUAUAAAUCAAGUCAUGAAGCAUUGGCAACUACUAAAACUACUCUCAUCGAUGAAUAUGAACAAUUUAAUAAUAAUCCAAAAAAAAGAUUAGAUACAAAAGAAAAAGAACAAAUUCAACAAAAAUAUGAUAAUCUCUCAAUAAUUAUUGAUAAAUCUCAAAAAAUUAGAUCAAAAAGUAUAAAUUCAAAGAAAAUUAUAAAUGAUGAUUUAGUUGAAUUAAAGAAAAUAUUUUCUUUAUAA